AGAGGCAGCCAGUGAAACAGCGACAUAGAUGAACGGAGAAGAAAAGGGGCGGGAAGGGGUUCUCUGAAGGAGGGAGGGGAAGGCCCUGGAACCUAGCGCUGCCGCCGCCGCCGCCGCCGCCGUCGCCGCCGCUGCCCGAGUCGGAGGAGGAGAAGCCAGAAAGAAAAUGGCGGCCGUGGCUGCGGAGGCGGCAGCGACUGCAGCGUCCCCGGGGGAGGGGGGCGCCGGCGAGGCCGAGCCAGAGAUGGAGCCCAUCCCCGGCAGCGAGGCGGGCGCCGAGACCGGCACCGAUCCCCUGCCUGUGACCGCCACCGAAGCCCUGGUUCUUGAUGAGGCGGACGGCAAGCCCGCUCCUCAGGCCGAUGAGCCACUGCCACCGCCGCCGGGGGAGCCCGCUCGGAGUCCCGGGGCGGCGGGCCCCGAACCCGAGCCUCGGCUGGAGCCCGACUCUCAGCGGCUCGAGCCCGAAGAGAAACCUCCCGCUCGCUAUGAGGAGAGAGAACCGAAAGAGGAGGGGGAGGCGACAAUAGCCCCACGGGCACCCGAGCCCUUAACGCCGCCGCCGGAGGAAGGGAAAGAACCGGCUCCCGAGGAGCCGCCGCCGCCGCCGCCGCCGCCGCCUCAGCCCCAGUCUCAGCCAGCGGCCCCGGCGCUGCUCCCGCCGGCGGGCGGGGACUCGGCUGUGGCUCAGCUGAUCCCGGGCUCGGAGGUGCGGGUCACCCUGGACCACAUCAUCGAGGACGCGCUCGUGGUGUCCUUCCGCCUCGGGGAGAAGCUUUUCUCGGGGGUCCUCAUGGAUCUGUCUAAAAGGUUUGGGCCCCAUGGAAUCCCUGUGACAAUUUUUCCCAAAAGAGAAUACAAAGAUAAACCUGAAGCCAUGCAGCUCCACAGUAGAUCAUUCCAAGAAGGAACAGAAAUCAAAUGUGACUUGAAUGGUGCUGGUCCUGAUGACCAUUCUCCCAUUCAGCCACCAGAACCUAGCCUUGCUAAAAGCCUGUGGACUUCUAAACCGCCUCCUCUCUUUCAUGAAGGAGCACCUUAUCCUCCCCCUUUGUUUAUCAGGGACACGUAUAACCAAUCAAUACCUCAGCCUCCUCCUCGGAAAAUUAAACGACCCAAAAGGAAAAUGUACAGGGAGGAGCCCACUUCUAUAAUGAAUGCCAUCAAACUACGACCCAGACAAGUCCUGUGUGACAAAUGUAAAAACAGUGUUGUUGCAGAAAAAAAAGAAAUUAAAAAAGGUGGCAAUGCAACUGACUCAUCUAAAUAUGAUGAUAACAAAAAACGGAGAAAUGAAAGUGUAACUACUGUGAAUAAAAAACUUAAAACUGACCAUAAAAUGGAUGGAAAAAACCAAAAUGAAAGCCAGAAAAGAAAUGCUGUGGUCAAAGUUUCAAAUAUUGCUCACAGCAGAGGCAGAGUAGUUAAAGUCUCUGCUCAGGCAAAUACUUCAAAAGCCCAGUUAAAUACUAAAAAAGUCCUCCAGAGUAAGAACAUGGAUCAUGCAAAAGCUCGGGAAGUGUUGAAAAUGGCCAAAGAAAAGGCACAAAAGAAACAGAAUGAAACUUCCACUUCUAAAAACGCACAUUCUAAGGUUCACUUCACUCGUCGGUUUCAGAAUACCAGCUCAGGUUCUCUUCCACCCCGGUUGCGUUUAAAGCCACAAAGAUACAGGAAUGAAGAAAACGACUCUUCCCUGAAAGCCGGACUUGAGAAAAUGCGGAGUGGCAAGAUGGCACCCAAACCCCAGUCUCGUUGCACCUCUACCCGCUCAGCAGGUGAGGCCCCUUCAGAAAAUCAGAAUCCCUCAAAAGGUCCUGAAGAGGCCAACAGUGAGGUUCAGGACAGAAGUGAAGUACAUGUCCCUGAUGAGCAGGAUGAACAGCAGACAUUGGGCAAAAAGGGCAGCAAAAGCAAUAUCACUGUUUACAUGACCCUAAAUCAAAAGAAAUCUGACUCUUCCAGUGCAUCAGUGUGUAGCAUUGAUAGCACAGAUGAUUUGAAAUCUUCCAAUUCAGAGUGUAGUUCUACUGAAAGCUUUGAUUUUCCUCCAGGCAGUAUGCAUGCACCUUCCACCUCUUCCACUUCAUCCUCUUCAAAGGAAGAGAAAAAGCUCAGUAAUUCCUUGAAAAUGAAAGUCUUUUCCAAAAACGUCUCUAAAUGCAUCACACCAGAUGGCAGGACCAUAUGUGUAGGGGACAUUGUUUGGGCCAAGAUUUAUGGCUUCCCAUGGUGGCCAGCCCGUAUUCUCACUAUAACUGUAAGCCGGAAAGAUAACGGCCUGUUAGUCCGACAGGAGGCCCGUAUUUCAUGGUUUGGGUCUCCAACAACAUCUUUCCUUGCACUAUCGCAACUGUCCCCCUUUUUAGAAAACUUCCAGUCACGCUUUAAUAAGAAGAGAAAGGGCUUGUAUCGCAAGGCUAUCACAGAGGCAGCUAAGGCUGCAAAGCAGCUGACUCCCGAAGUGCGGGCCCUGUUGACACAAUUUGAAACGUGAACUUGGACAGUAAGGUAGGCAAGAAAAGUUUGGAGGCUCCAUAAAAUUUUACUAGGCUAGUUAGAAAUAACUUACACAAAGUAGAUUGGCCAAAACCAGGAAGAGAAAAAGAAAUUGCACUCAGUUGGCUGCUGUUUUUUAAUACUAAAAUUGAUCUUUGAUAACUUUCUUGAUAGGCAAACUAAACUAAUUGAACAUACAAUCAAAUUUUUUCUUAAAGUUUAUUAGCAAUAUUUUCAAGUAAAACUUGCAUUUUAAAAUUCCUCAACCUUACCCCAAGGCAUAGGAGCCAUAGCCUCAAUUGAAAGGCAUUUUUUGCAGGGAAUAUGCAUCAGUUUCUUCCGAAUUUGUAGCCUAAUCUGGUAUAGGUUACGGAGGUGGGGGAUGGUAGUAGUAGCUGUGAGUGGGGUGGUCCAGUAGGAACGUUUGGGAUUUUAGUGACCACUUAUUUUUAUUUUGUUUUAUUAUUAUUUUUUUAUAAAUUAAAGAACACAUAAGCCUUUCUAUGCACACAAGGGCAUAAGUUUGACACUUCAGUUUUUGACAAGCUGAAAUAGGAAUGGAUGCUUACUGUUCAGAGGCAAGCUGCAAAAUUGCUCAAGAGUUUGGGAUCAAGGGCUGUCAAUGCUGCCUAGUUGUGAAUCAUAACUUCCUGUUUUUCUUCCAUUGAAAAAAAUCUUCCAAGGUUCUGACUUGGGAGUUUAGAUAAAGAGGUUUGUUUUGAAAUAUGUAAAUAAUUGAUUGCUAAAUUGGUCAGAUUUUCUCCUGACUGGCUGUUCCUAAAUUUUUAGGAUACGUCCCACACUUUGUGAAUUACUUGUCAUGUGUAAUUGUUGCAUUUUGGAUGUACCUAAUUUCAUAAUUUUGAAAAAAUAUUUCCGUUUAAGGUAUCUGUUUGCAGGUCAGAAAGUAAGAAAAUGUAAUUGUGUAAUGCUCGGAUAUGUACAAAAAAUGUAAAUAAAAUUGACUAAAUCUGAAUUAUUUGUGUGUGUUUCUCAAAAAGCUUUGAAAAUAAAUUUCAGAACAUUAGAAAGUGAGUAUUUUCUAUAUAGUACUUAGCAAGAGUAACAGAUCAAAAUUUUAAUUUCUCAUUUGCCCUGCCACAGAAUAUUUUUUAAUAGGCUCAUAACAUUAUCCAGUACAGAGUCCUUAAAAAUUGGAUCUUGUAUAGUACUAAGAAGGGGCCAGUAUAUCUCUAGGUUUGUUAGCUUAUAAAGGUAUGAGUUUUAAUUCUCAUUGAUGUCUUAAUUUUUCAUCACAUGCUUAAGUUUUCAAAAGGAGGUAUUUAAAUUUAGUCUCCUGGUCUGUUUGCUCCUUAGCCCAAUACUAUUGCCCAAUUGGGGCUUUUUUUCUUUCUUUCUUAAAUUCUGGUUACUGGGCUCCCUCUCUUUUGUUAUUCUCCAUUCAUGCCCAUUUGACUUUGUUUAUUGUUUUUUCCUUUUUCAGGUUUACCCUGUUAGGGAAAUGUCCCUUGCCUAUGUAUUAAAGCAAGUUAUGUACUAUGUUUUCCCAAGUUGCUUCAUACAAAGGCAAUAAUUUUUUUAAUGUGAAUAGUUUAAAAAAUUUUUUUUAAAUAUGUGCAUUAUGUAAUUUUAAAUGAUAGAGAAUUUGACACAGACUUUAGUGUGUAUAGGAUGACAGAAUAAGAUACUUAUAAUUUCUUUGGUGGAUUUCCAAAUAAUUCAAUUUGAAACUUUCUUGCUAUUACACAUUUAAUAUACUGCCUAUUGGUAGUUAUUCAUCUGGAUAUGGCCAGUUGUCCUUAAGCUUACAGUUAUUUAUGCACAAACUUGAAAACCAGAUUUUCUGCUGGAUAAUUAAGUAACUUCCAGGAGAACUCAAUGCUUUUUGAUUGUAGUAAACACACAAGUUGAAAAUUUUUGAUUGUGAGAUGUUGUUUCGCUUCUCUAACAUGUAUUCUUUCCUGCAAACAGAAACAACCACAACAAUUCAGGAUUUAAUUUGCGCUGCAUUUACAAAUCUUUAGUGAUGUGAAGGUGCAGUGGAAAGAGUGCUGGAUCUCAGGAGUGAGAACCUGGUUUCAAAU
Messenger RNA from Sarcophilus harrisii (Tasmanian devil), 4544 nucleotides. It is a transcript of the gene PWWP2A, whose product is annotated as PWWP domain containing 2A. The record is from RefSeq and is a predicted model, not a curated record. Gene Ontology annotation, molecular function: histone binding; chromatin binding. Gene Ontology annotation, cellular component: nucleus. The transcript has 2 exons. Bases 167 to 2497 code for a protein of 776 amino acids. Lineage: Eukaryota; Metazoa; Chordata; Mammalia; Dasyuromorphia; Dasyuridae.